This is a messenger RNA of Haliaeetus leucocephalus (bald eagle), 1170 nucleotides long. It is a transcript of the gene GPR25, whose product is annotated as G protein-coupled receptor 25. The transcript has a single exon. Gene Ontology annotation, biological process: G protein-coupled receptor signaling pathway; immune response. Gene Ontology annotation, molecular function: G protein-coupled receptor activity. The coding region runs from base 1 to 1170 and encodes 389 amino acids. Gene Ontology annotation, cellular component: membrane. The record is from RefSeq and is a predicted model, not a curated record. NCBI's taxonomy places the organism in Eukaryota, Metazoa, Chordata, Aves, Accipitriformes, Accipitridae.
AUGGCUCCUGAGGAGCUUGCCAGCUCGGCCGACUACGAUUACCCACCAGUAACCAAUGUGACGGGGAACCAGGAGGUCUUCUCCAGGUGGGAGGUCUUCUUCACCACUGUCUUCAUCCCCAUCCUCUACUCCUUCAUCUUCUUCCUCGGCCUCGUGGGAAACCUCUUCGUCAUCGUCCUGAUGGCCAAGAAGAGCGGGGGCAAGAGGAUGGUGGACACCUUUGUGCUGAACCUGGCGGUGGCCGAUGUCAUCUUCAUCUGCACCUUGCCCUUCUGGGUGGUGGCAGGGGCACGGGGGAACCGCUGGCUGCUUGGUGAAGGGCUCUGCAAGGUGAGCAGCUAUGCCAUCGCAGUCAAUCGCUGCUCCAGCAUCCUCUUCCUCACUGCCCUCAGCGUGGAGCGCUACCUGGUCAUCAGGAAGGUACUGGACACCAAGAUGAUGGGUUCCCAGAGGCACGUCCAUGUCACCUGUGGCAUCAUCUGGACCGUGUCCCUUCUCCUGGGUGCCCCGUCCCUGGUGUACCGGCAGCUGGAUGGGGACGACUGCUGGGAUGAAGAUGGAGAGGACUUCAGCCUGGCCAUGGUCUUCCUCACCUUCCUCCUGCCCUUGGGGGUUAUCUCCUUCUGCUACUGCUCCAUCUACUGCCAGCUCCAGCGCCACGUCCGGCUGGGCAGGGGCGUCCGGCGUUCCCACCGCGCCAUCGUCACCAUUGUCGCAGCCUUCCUCUGCUCCUGGUUGCCCCUCAACGCCUGCAAGGUGCUGCUCUUCUUCCUUGCCAAGGGGACGCUGGUCCUGUCCCAGGGGCAGGAGGUGGCCCUGAGGUGGGUGGUGGCCGGCAGCACCUGCCUGGCCUUCGUUAACAGUUGCGUCAACCCCCUUGUCUAUGCCCUGAUGGACAGACGCUGCCGUCCCCAAUGUCCCUUCAGUGCCCGCGCACUGGGGACGGGUCCUGGCGCGGCCACCCCCUCCUCCGCCACCGACUCCAGCCUCCUCUUCGGUGGCCGGAUCCGGACCAAGACCCCCACCGGCCCCCAGCACAGGAGCGGGACUGAGCUCCAGCUGGCACUGGGGGUCCUGCGGGGCCACCCCAGGGUGAGUCCUCCCCCCUCCUCCCCAGCGUCCCCGGGUGCCACCCCCAUCUCCCCUGUCCCACCUGGUCCUCAGCAGUAA